Molecule: messenger RNA, 1031 nt
Organism: Amborella trichopoda
Lineage: Eukaryota; Viridiplantae; Streptophyta; Magnoliopsida; Amborellales; Amborellaceae
Product: large ribosomal subunit protein eL13z
Biological process (GO): translation
Cellular component (GO): cytosolic large ribosomal subunit; ribosome
Molecular function (GO): structural constituent of ribosome; RNA binding
Source: RefSeq, a predicted model, not a curated record
UUUUUUUUGGCUCCCACUAUAAGUUCAGAACGGAUUGAGCUUCAUUUUUCCCUGGUUUUCUCCUUCCAUCUUGAAAGCUAGGGUUUUGCCUGGUUAAUUAUGGUGAAGCAUAACAAUGUAGUGCCCAAUGGGCACUUCAAAAAGCAUUGGCAGAACUAUGUUAAGACAUGGUUUAAUCAACCGGCUAGGAAACAAAGGAGAAGGAUAGCCCGCCAAAAGAAGGCAGUCAAAAUUUUUCCCAGGCCUACUGCAGGGCCUCUUCGUCCCAUAGUCCAUGGGCAAACUCUUAAAUACAAUAUGAAACUGAGGGCGGGGAGAGGCUUCUCUCUUGAAGAACUGAAGGCGGCUGGGAUACCAAAGAAGUUGGCUCCAACCAUUGGCAUCGCAGUGGAUCACCGCCGCAAAAACCGAUCGUUGGAAGGAUUGCAAACCAAUGUCCAACGUCUUAAAACUUACAAAGCCAAGUUGGUUGUCUUCCCAAGGCGACCUAAGAAAUUCAAGGGUGGUGAUUCAAGUGCCGAGGAGUUGGCUACCGCCACACAAGUAAAUGGCGAAUUCAUGCCAAUCACACAUGAGAAGCCAACGGUUGAGAUGGUUCGAAUCACAGAUGAAAUGAAGGCCUUUAAGGCCUAUGACAAGCUUCGAGUUGAACGCAUGAACCAGCGUCAACUUGGGCCUCGUUUGAAGAAGGCGGCUGAAGCUGAGAAAGACGAGAAGAAGUAGAAGUGAAGAUGUUGGUAUCAAGGGUCUUACAUGAAAUAUGGACUAAAAUUUUUGUUUCUUGUUUCGCAGACCUGUUGCAUAGGAUGAGUGAAAUUUGCAGACAUCUAGCAAUUUCUGAGGAAUGAUUUUGCUACUGUUUUCUUCAUGUCACAUUGUGGGCAUAUAAACUCCCUCUCGCCUUCUCUCUCCCCAACCCCCUCUGUUAGAAUUUCUUAAUUUGAAGAAUGAUUGUCGGAUUUUGCUACUGUCAAGUGUCCUACAAGCACAUACUUAAACCUGUGGUAUUCAGCAUAAAAUGUUCCCUCUCU